GCUGAAGACAGGAGUUAGGAUCUUCAUCUGGGUCUCCCAAUGUGAGUACAUUAGUAGAUAGCUGGAUUAGAAGUGGAGCAGCUGGGACUCGAACCAGCACCCAUAUGGGAUAUCAGCACUGCAGGCAGCUGUUUAACCUGCUGUGCUACAGCGCUGGGCCUUGGGCCCUUAAGUAUACUUUUGGCAUAUUUUCAGUAAGUACUAUUUUGGAAAGAAGGGCAAUGUGUAUUAUUAAAGAAAAAUACAUUAUCAAAUGUUAAAUCUAUGUAAGUGUCUGUGUGCCCUAGUAUUAAAUUUAUCAGGAAAUGAAAAUGUUUUAUAUGAGAAACAUAAGAAUUUAUUUUAAACCAUAAUUAUUCAAUUUUGCUUAGCAUAUUUAAAACAACUAUAUCCUGUAGCUAAUAGCUCUGGAAACCCAACUAGCGUAUUUCAUAUUAUUAUAGUCUUAGACUCAUAAGGCAAGGGUUGGCAGAUUACAAUAUGUGGGUCAAAUCCUACCAGUUACUUAUUGUUGUAAAUUUUAUUUUAUUUAGUUUAUUAUUCUGUUCUAUUCUACUAUUGGAAUACAGCCUUAAUCAUUUGUGUCUGUUUUGUCUAUGGCUGCUUUUGUGUUAUAUCAGCAGAGUUGAGUAGCUGCAGCUGAUGCAGUCUCCAAAGCCUAUAAUAUUCACUCUCUGACCCUUUAUAGAGAAAGCUUUAAACCUCUACAUUUAUAAGAUAUUCAAAAUUCUCCAUUUUUUUUCUUUCCCACCCUUCACCACACAAUCUUAUUAAUAAGGUACAUGAGAUCCAGAGAAACCCAUUGAAUAAAUUAAUUGUAUGUCCUGAAAUAGAAGCUAGAUUUCUUAUCUCUUAAUUUAGGACUUUGAAUAAUUCUUUUUUUUUUUUUUUUAAUUUAUUUGACAGGUAGAGUUGUAGACAGUGAGAGAGAGACAGAGAGAAAGGUCUUCCUUCCAUUGGUUCACUCCCCAAAAUAGCCGCCACAGCCAGUGCUUUGCCAGUCUGAAGGCAGCAGCCAGGUGCUUCUUCCUGGUUUCCCAUGUGGGUGCAAGGGCCCAAGCACUUGGGCCAUCCUCCACUGCCCUCCCGUGCCACAGCAGAGAGCUGGACUGGAAGAGGAGCAACUGGGACUAGAACCUGGCGCCCAUAUGGGAUGCUGGCGCCGCAGGCGGAGGAUUAACCAAGUGAGCCACAGCGCCAGCCUGAUUGAAUAAUUCUUUCUUCUUUUUCUUCUCCUUAUCCUCUCUUCCUCUUCCUCUCCUUCUGCUUCUUUCUCAUAUUUAUAGAUACACACGGGUUUUGAUUGAAUUUUGCUCCAGUCUCUUAAUUAUUUCCCACAUGGUGAAUUAGGUUUGUUGGCUAGGAAGGUAUUUCUUUCAAGUUCACAAACAUAAAAUCAAAUCACAGGGCAACUUGCUUUAAAAGACAACAUGUUUACCCAAAUAAUACAUGAUUUUGAGGGCUAUCAUUUAGGAAACCAAUGUCAGUGGACAGAAACCAUUUGUUCUUAACACCUGCUUUUCUGCUUUCCUAACCUUGAUAUUUACUGAAAUUUUCAGGAGUGUAAUUGACCUAUGUGAAGGUAGUUGUUGGUUACCAUGCUAAUUUCCAAAGCUUUAAGACUGAUAGUAAAGCCAUUCAGAAAGUUAAUAGUCAUAAAUUUAAGAGGAAAAAUACUGCCAUAGCAGGUGUUAUUUUAGUGUAGUAUUUAGUUCCUAAAUUUGUUCUUUUAUGUUUUCAAGGUACAAGAACAUGUUGUCAACAUUGACACCCUCUAAUAGCCAAACUGUGACAAAAACUGAAGCCUUCAAGUCUACAAUUUUACUUAUGUAUUAAAGCUUUCCAUCAAUAGGCACAGAUCAUGAUCAUGAAACAGCAGUCCCUGCUGCACAAUGAAAAACACCAUUACCAUUAAAAUCUUAGUCCAGGGGCAGACAUUUGAUGCAGUGGCUGAAAUUGCUGCUUAGGAUGCCUGCGUGCCAUAUUGGAAUGCCUGGUUCAAGUUCCAGCUACUCCACUUCCAAUCCAGCUUGCUGUUUUGUGCAUCCUUUGAGGCGGCAGGUGAUAGUAUAAGUACUAGGGUCCCUGCCACUCACACAGGUGACCUGCAUGGAGUUUUGGGUUCCUGACUUUGGCCUGGCCCUGCACUGUCUGCUGCAAGCAUUUAGGGAGUAAAGCAGGCAAUGAAAUCUCUCCCCCAACCCCCACCUUUCAAAUAAAAAGAAAAUAAACAAAUACAUUUAAAAAUUUUAGUCUGAACAUUAUUCAUUUGUCAUUGGAAUCCUUUCCAAUUUUUAUGGACUAGUUGCUCUGUAAUUGUGGAUGCCAAAAGUGGCAGACUCUCUGGACUCAGACCUAGAUGGUGGUGAUAUGGCUAAAUGCACCAAGAAGGUUACAAUCAUUGGUAAACAGAGGACCAGCCAUGGCACCUCCCUCUGGAAAAUGGUGAAGAUAAUUGAAAUCAGCCAACAUGCCAAGUAUACUUACUCCUUCUGUGGCAAAACCAAGAUGACAAGACAAGUUAUGGGGAUCUGGCAAUGUGGUUCCUGCAUGAAAACAGUAACUGGUGGGGCCUACAUAUACAACACUACUUCCACCAUUACAAUGAAGUCUGCAAUCAGAAGACUGAAGGAAUUGAGAGACCAGCAUUUGAGACAUCAUUAGUCUAUACUUUAUUUAUGGGUUAACUAUGUAACAACAAAAAAAUCAGCAAAAUGUGAUAUUUAAUUGGUGAACUUAUUUUUAAAUUUUAUGUAUUUGUUUGAGAGGUGGAGGGGGGGGUGGUUCCCAUCUACUGGUUCCCUGAAUACCUGUAAUGACUGGGGCUGGGCUCUGCCACAGCUGGUGACUCAAUCCAAGUUUCCCAUAUGGAUAGCAGGAAUCCAGUUAUUCCAGCAAGCUAGAAUUGGGAGCAGAGCUGGGGCUAAAAUCUGGGCAUUCCAAUAUGUCUUGUGGGUAUCUUAGCCAUUAGACCAAAUGCCUGCCAGGAGAGCUUAUUUUAAAUGCAGAUGAUUGGAAUCCACUAGCAGUAUAAUGAAUCUGAAUAUUGGAGUGGGAGCAAAUU
Messenger RNA from Oryctolagus cuniculus (rabbit), 3064 nucleotides. NCBI's taxonomy places the organism in Eukaryota, Metazoa, Chordata, Mammalia, Lagomorpha, Leporidae. The record is from RefSeq and is a predicted model, not a curated record.